Messenger RNA from Peromyscus californicus insignis, 7774 nucleotides. It is a transcript of the gene Dmgdh, whose product is annotated as dimethylglycine dehydrogenase. Bases 1 to 2775 code for a protein of 924 amino acids. Lineage: Eukaryota; Metazoa; Chordata; Mammalia; Rodentia; Cricetidae. Gene Ontology annotation, cellular component: mitochondrion. The record is from RefSeq and is a predicted model, not a curated record. Gene Ontology annotation, molecular function: oxidoreductase activity; protein binding. The transcript has 17 exons.
AUGCUCGGCCUCCCCUCCACCAUGCUCCGCCCGGGCGCGCUGCGGCUGCGGGGUCUCGUGCUGCGGGGCUCCCCCGGGCGCCCAAGCUCCACCGGCCGCCGGGAAGGACAGGAAGUCCCACCCUCCCCCCCAGAAUGGAAGGACACGGCAGAGACGGUGAUCAUUGGAGGCGGCUGUGUGGGCGUGAGUCUGGCUUAUCAUCUGGCCAAGGCCGGCAUGAAAGACGUGGUCCUGCUGGAGAAAUCGGAGCUCACAGCUGGCUCUACCUGGCACGCAGCAGGCUUAACAACUUACUUUCACCCCGGGAUAAACUUGAAGAAGAUACACUAUGACAGCAUCAAACUUUACGAGAAGCUGGAAGAAGAAACCGGACAGGUGGUGGGAUUCCAUCAACCAGGUAGUAUCAGACUUGCUACGACACCUGUAAGGGUAGAUGAAUUUAAAUAUCAAAUGACACGGACCAACUGGCAUGCCACAGAACAGUAUAUUAUUGAGCCUGAAAAAAUCCAAGAGAUGUUCCCUUUACUCAACAUGAACAAGAUUUUAGCUGGACUGUAUAAUCCAGGAGAUGGUCACAUUGAUCCUUAUUCAAUGACAAUGGCCCUGGCUGCUGGGGCUAGGAAAUACGGGGCCCUUCUAAAGUAUCCUGCACCAGUGACAUCUCUGAAGCCCAGGCCAGAUGGGACAUGGGAUGUGGAAACUCCACAAGGGUCCGUGAGAGCAAAUAGAAUUGUGAAUGCUGCCGGAUUUUGGGCUCGUGAAGUAGGCAAAAUGAUUGGACUAGAGCAUCCUCUCAUCCCUGUACAACAUCAAUACGUGGUCACAUCAACAAUACCGGAAGUGAAAGCUUUGAAACGAGAACUCCCGGUACUCCGUGACCUGGAAGGAUCCUACUACCUCCGACAGGAAAGGGACGGGCUUUUGUUUGGCCCCUACGAAAGUCAGGAGAAGAUGAAACUCCAGGCCUCCUGGGUCACUCACGGAGUCCCUCCAGGCUUUGGGAAGGAACUUUUUGAGUCUGACCUGGACCGGAUCACAGACCACCUGGAAGCUGCCAUGGAAAUGGUUCCUGUUUUGAAAAAGGCGGACAUCAUCAACAUCGUCAACGGCCCCAUCACCUACUCUCCCGACAUCCUGCCUAUGGUGGGGCCCCAUCAGGGGGUCAGAAACUACUGGGUGGCCAUAGGCUUUGGCUACGGCAUAAUCCAUGCUGGUGGGGUAGGGAAGUACCUCAGUGACUGGAUCCUACAUGGAGAACCCCCUUUCGACCUGAUAGAACUGGACCCCAACCGCUAUGGCAAAUGGACCACGGCACAGUAUACGGAGGCCAAAGCCAGAGAAUCGUACGGCUUCAACAACAUUGUCGGUUAUCCUAAAGAAGAACGGUUUGCCGGGAGGCCAACCCAGAGGGUCAGUGGGCUUUACAAGACCCUGGCGUCCAAGUGUUCCAUGGGCUUCCAUGCAGGCUGGGAACAGCCACACUGGUUCUAUAAACCCGGCCAGGACACUCAGUACAGGCCAAGUUUCCGCCGCACAAACUGGUUUGAGCCAGUAGGUUCUGAGUACAAACAGGUUAUGCAAAGAGUUGGUGUAAUUGACCUGUCUCCAUUUGGCAAGUUCAACAUCAAAGGCCAAGAUUCCAUCCGACUUCUGGACCAUCUCUUUGCAAAUGUCAUUCCAAAGGUGGGGUUUACAAACAUAAGUCACAUGUUGACACCCAAAGGUCGAGUGUAUGCUGAGCUGACUGUUUCGCACCAGUCUCCGGGGGAGUUCCUGUUGAUUACCGGCUCUGGAUCGGAGCUUCACGAUCUUAGAUGGAUUGAAGAAGCAGCUGUCAGAGGAGGGUAUAAUGUUGAAAUUCGAAACAUAACUGAUGAUCUCGGGGUCCUGGGAGUGGCAGGGCCGUAUGCCAGGCGGGUCCUUCAGAAGCUGACCUCAGAAGACCUCAGCGAUGGUGUUUUCAAGUUUCUCCAAACCAAGACUUUAAAGAUGUCUGACAUUCCUGUCACUGCUAUAAGGAUCUCUUAUACUGGUGAGCUGGGGUGGGAGCUGUACCACAGACGAGAAGACUCCGCAGCGCUAUAUGAACUCAUCAUGAACGCAGGCCAGGAGGAGAGGAUCGACAAUUUUGGAACAUAUGCCCUGAAUGCCUUAAGACUGGAGAAAGCUUUCCGAGCCUGGGGAUCAGAGAUGAACUGUGAUACAAACCCCUUGGAAGCUGGACUGGAAUAUUUUGUCAAGCUGAAUAAGGGUGGUCUUAAGACUAGACAACAGAACAGUAGGACUGAGCAGAGCGCCGUGCUGUGGGGCCUGCAGUGUCGGAAGGAAGUUCGCAGGUCUGCGGCCUGUCCUGGUUGCGGCAUGGCACUAAUAUUGUGCCCCACAUCUUCGUUCUUAUACGUGUACAGCAAGCGGCUAUUUUCCCUUGAGAAGCCGGCCAACUUCGUCGGAAAGCAAGCGCUGAGGCGGAUCAAAGCCGAGGGGCUGAAACGGAGACUCGUCUGCCUCACCUUGGCAACGGAGGAUGUGGAUCCGGAGGGAAAUGAAAGCAUUUGGUACAAGGGCAAGGUGGUUGGCAACACAACGUCCGGAAGCUAUAGUUACAGCAUCCAGAAGAGCCUGGCCUUUGCUUAUGUCCCUGUAGAGCUCAGUGACGUGGGGCAGCAGGUGGAGGUUGAACUGCUGGGGAAGAAUUACACAGCAACCAUCAUCCAAGAGCCCCUGGUGCUCACAGAACCUGCCAGAACCAGGCUUCAGAAGGACGGUAGGAAGUGAAAACUUGAGUAGGAGCCGUGCCCGCCAGCUGGGCUGUAGCUGACGGGACUGCUCGAGAGUCCCGCUCCAACCAGAAUAAAGGUUGCCAAGACUUCAUCUCAAAAUCAUCAAAAUCUAGGUCAACAUCUUAGUAAAAGCUUUUUCUUAGUUGUUUUCUAAACGCAGUGGUUUGAUGAAUCAGCAAUUUGUGUUGUCCAUUCAAAUGAGGAAUUUAAGAUGAACAUGUUUUACUACCCCACACUGAUGUGUAUGAAACUAAUCAGAGAAAAAUUAGGUGUUUGCUAAUAUGAAAUCAUGAUUCUAAGGGAGUUAAAGGACUUCAUGAUUUUAGAAACGCAGUAUGUGGCUGAUAGCUGAAAACAAGUGAAUAAAUUAUCUCUUACAUGAAAAGAUGCAUUGACAUGAAUGGAUUUGCUCUAUUGAGACAUUUUUCCUUAGGUGGAUAAGUGCUAGUUUUCAGUUUUCAUAAGAUGUUUUGGUGGAAACAGCUGCACUUCUUACCAGUUGGUCACACACAUUCUUAGGCGGCUCUCUCAAAUAUUUUCCAGUUUCCUAACGGUUCCCGUGGAAAGCGGCUUUGGGGACAUUGUGAUUGCCCUUCCUGAGGCUUGCUUUUCCACAAGGCUUGCAGAGAGAAGAGGCUUCCCAAGGAAGCGUGCUUGUAAACUGUCAGAAACGAAGCUGAAGACUAAAUAGAUUAUGCCAGCACAAACACAGUUUGAAUACUGAGUGCCUCUCCUGGAGAAGGAAUUAAUGCGAGCUGACAUCACACGGCGCCCUUCUGAACAGCUUUUCACAAAGCAUUUGACAACACAGGUCAAACACAAGCUUAAGAGACGACAGGAUUACCCUCGGCACUGUGGAUGGUGAGGGAAAAACCGAGAAAUAAUCCUUUGAUGUACUUCUUCAAAUCAUUAGGGUUUUGAACUUUUCCUAGGUACUAAAGAAAGCUGGAUUUGAAAGUUUUUAAGAAUCUGUAGCCAGAAUAGACUCUAAAAUGAGUUCUUAGCUUGUGAGUUUUGAAAUGACACCAAAUGUACAUUUUUAAAUGUUUUAUCUGCAUAAUCGUAUACUAAAAGUCUCUCCCAUCAUUCCUUUCGGUAUGUCCUCUUACAUAAAGAGGGACCCUUGUUUACAAAUGCUUCCUGACUAUCAGGAAUAUUAUCCAGGCUUGAGCUGGGUUCCCAGGCAAGACUGGUAGAAGCCCCUGGGUGGGAAUGGGAGCCUGGCUUCCUAUCCUCCAGCUCCGGUACCCAGCGGCCUCAGGAGAGUUACUCUCUAUUUAUGCCAAGCGGGCUCACAUCCCUCUUUUUCUGAGGAUACAACAGCAAGAAGCUACGUUGAAAGCACAAUGUCAGUAGCUAGACACACGCAGUGGCUCAUGCCUGUCAUCCUAGCCCUUGGGAAGACUGAAGCAGGAGGAUUACCUCAAGUUCCAGGCCAGCCUGGGAUACAGAGUAAGUCUUUAUUUUUUAGAAAAAUCUCCAAACCAAACAACAACAUCAGAAACCAAAGAAAAACCGAGCACAUCACUGGAAUGCAUGGGACUUCAGCCUCGCAAAGAGGUCCUCUCUUGCAUUAGAAGUCCGCAUCUUGACUCUCCUAGGAAGUUGCCCAGGUUCCCUCUUCUGUUCAUGUUGUGCCGUUAGGAGCUAAGUCAUUCCUGUGCUCUUAUCCCCACCAGCCAACAGCCUAGCCUCGCUCUAGGCAACCCACGGCUAACCAAUGAUAUAUAUACAGCCCAGUUCACCCUUAGAAAGGCGGGUUAGGCAGAUUUCUCCCCGUGGGAAUAGGCUGGGACUCACAGCGAACAAGCUGGUUAGCACACGGAGUUGGAGCUGAAAAGAGACAGAAAAGGAAGCCAUAAAGCCUACAGAGGAUGAGAGCUCCUAAGAAGAGAGCCCCGAGAGAGACAGGGAAGGAAUACCAGGUCCCCAAGCACUCAGCUCUUGAUGGCUAGUCAGCAGCUCAUGGAUGAGUACCAAGUGAAGUCAGGCUUGGUAGAUCAGGUUUAUAAUCCCAAUUACUUGGAAGCCGGAGGCAGGAGAUACCCAAGUUCAAGGCCAGCCUGGGGAAGUGAGUGAGAUCCUGCCUCAAAAUCAAAAGUAAAAUGGGUCAGGGAUAUAGCACAAUGACAGAGUACUUUCCAACCACUAGGAGGCCCCAGGUUUGAUCCUCAGCAUCAGGGGUAGGAGUGAAGAGUGGAAGGAAAGCCCAGGUGGUAACCAGUUCUGGAGUGUGGGCCAUACACUGAGAGAUCUCUGAGAACUGGGCCUAGGUCUGGUGUGAGCUCUGAAGAGCCAACAGCCAGCAUUCUUGAAAAUACCAGAGAGAGGGCUGGCAAGAUGGCUCAGUAGACAGAGAGGCUUGUAGCCAAACCUGACAACCUGAGUUCAAUUAACUAGGACCUGCACAGUGGAAGGAGAGAGCCAACUCCCACGUUGUCCCCUGACCUCUACUCACCAUGGUACACCUGACCCUCCCUCCCAGUAAGUAAGUAAAUAAAUAAAUGUAAUACAACUUUUAAAAGUACUAGAGAGAUGUGUAAGGAGAAUCAUUCUAGAGAAUUGAUGAUGGCCGCACCUAGGGGCAUACACCUGAAAUCCCAGCACUUGGGGCUGAGGCAGGAGGUUGGGAGUUCAAGGUCAUCCUGGGCUCCAAGAGACCCAGGUACGGGAGAGGGACUCUCUUUCAAGAUGUUUAUGGACGUUACUGUGUUGCUGGCACUCACAUCCUAGGGAAUCUCCAUUUUUCUUCUUUUCUACUGAUACGGAAAAAUGACAGGAGAAAAACUAUUUUAGAUGCUUUGAAGUAUGCCGUGGAGGAUAUCAAAUACGUAGACUGGAUUCUGGACUUUCAUGGCCCUCCCUCUGUGAAUAUUUAAACGGAGCCAGAGGAAAGUCGAGGAGGGUUAGGAAAGAGCAGCCAUGAAAGCCAGGAUGUUUCACAACACUAAGUUCUGAGAAAGCAAAUUGAGUUAAUCGUCUCUUUUGAGAGGUCAGAGCACGGAAUGGGCUCCAGCCCCAAACGCCUAUUGUCACCGUGUCUGUUGAGUUGAAUAGACAUUGGGUCUGGUUAAUUUUGGUGUGUGGUGUUUUUAUUUAUUUGCAAGUUAUAUUUUUAAAUAAUAAAGUUUAUAAAAUUUAGAAAAAUAGGGAAGCUAGAGAUCCAGGUUAGUGUUUUAGAGUACAUGUUGCUCUCGCCGAAGACUGGGUUCAAUUUUCAGCACCUACAUGGCAACUCACAACCGUGUGUAACUCUGGUUCCUGGGGAUCUAAUGCCCUCCCUGACACACAUGUGGUACACAUACGUACAUGCAGGCAAACCACUCCUAAGACAUACGAUAAAGUAAAUAAAUCUUUAAGAAAUUUUUAGUGUAUAAAUUACCAUCCCAGUUUUAUCUCUCUGCCAUUAAUGAAUCAUAAAAAUAGUUCGUGGUUUACAGAAAGCUCCAUGAGGAUAAGUGGACUACACACUAACUAGCAUUUUCUAGGAACUGAUUUGAUAGCCACGGAACAGAGGUAGUGGAUAGUGUGGAGGCUUCAGACCUGAAGGACUCCAGACCUGCUUCUCAAAGACCUGUCAUCAAUGAACCAUGGCUCACACUCCAUCUCUGAAGCCACGCAUAUAUUUCAAAUGUGUGAUUUGCAGCUUAGAGAAGGAUUUGUUGAUCUAUACAGACUAGCCCAGGGAAAGCAAUGAUUACUGAACAAACAAGCACCCCCCCCAUUACAGAGAUUGGGGGCCAUUAAGGACGGACCCCUCUCUCCGGGUGGGCUUCGGAUCCCACCUCUUGUUUUCUUGUUAACCCUUGAACAAGAAACUCCCUUCUUCGGAUUUAAGUAGCAGGAUAAAGAGGUGGGGAGGAAUCUGGGCCCUGUUGAGGCCCUUCAAAGCAAAGCUACUUCCUCUGGUCAAAAGAAUAGGAUCUAAGUUGACUACGACCCUGGGUGGAGACUCCACAGUCUAAGAUACCCAAAACGUUAUAUACUAUUCUCUCCUGCUAAGGAUCCGGCUGGGCCUGUCAGUCACUUGAGUAGGGACACUAGUUCACGUGCAGACACGUACAGGCAAGGGGAGGAACUGUCCCCUUCAUGCGACAGUGUGCUUACCUUCCCAGCAGCCCUUUGUCGGGGAUACGCGAGGUACCCCAUGAAGCAGCACGGCAGAGCCUGCCUGCUUUUCUCGGUCCUGCCUUUGCCUUUUCCUCCCGUCAGAUAUUGGCCAAAGCCUACACGUGUGUUCCCUGAAGUCUGGGCUUUCUCCUCUUUCUCUGAAGACCUUACCCUUCCACCACCCAGGUGCUGGCUGACCUCAGUCGCAAACACCAUGGCUCUCUCUCUCUCUCUCUCUCUCUCUCUCUCUCUCUCUCUCUCUCUCUCUCUCUCGGGUCUGUUGAACUUUCUCUCAGACACUAAUAAAACCGUUGCAAAGCUUCCUUCUGAGUCCCGUUCUAAAUUCCUUUCUUAAGAAGAGGUUUCCCUGGCAACACUGCUUUCCAGGGCUGUCCAGACUACAGAAGCUUCAGGUGAGCAUUUAGGAAUAGAACAGAUAACUCUUCAGUUAAAAAUGAUAGUGCCAGGCGGUGGUGGUGCAUGCCUUUAAUCCCAGCACUCGGGAGGCAGAGCCAAGCAGAUCUCCGUGAGUUCGAGGCCAGCCUGGUCUACAAAGUGAGUUCCAGGAAAGGUGCAAAGCUACACAGAGAAACCCUGUCUUGAAAAAACAAAAACAAACAAAAUGAUAGUGUCAUAAAUGUCAAAGGGACCAAACCUUUUGAGAAUGGGGAGAUGGGAAAGAGGGUCCGAGCAUAAGGAACCAUCAAGUAAGAAUAAAAGCUGAAAAGGACCCUUAGGACCAGCGGAUGGUCUUUGGUGCCGCCAGCACCAACAAUUUUAAGGGACCAUUGAGGAGGAAACCCAGACUGCAUUACAAGGUGAACAAGAGACAAGGCAUUGGAGAAUUGGGACACACUUAUUUUUUUAGUUUGGGGUAAGUAAUC